GUGUGUGUAAAACUUAUAAAAGAAGACCAUGGUACAUUUCUGUCACGUAUAUAACUUAUGUCACCAAUUAUCUAUGAAUGAAUGAAUGGAGCGACUUCGUGUGUUGCAUUCACGGACAUUCUGCUGCAAAAGUAAAAUUGUUGCAGGUACAAAAUGCCUACUUUUAUUCUUAACGUAAGUCUUGAAGGUUAAUCUGAUCCAAAUGACCUCAAGAACAUUUGGUUAGAACGAAGCGCUGACCUCAGGGCGGGGCAGUUUCCUGCAGUUCGUUUGUUGUGUUUCCUGGCUCUGUCUUUCGUCGUUUUAUUUUAAAUAGAAAUAGUUUAAAAUUCACACAGCUUUACAGGACAAAUACUUUAGCCGAAAACUCGUACUUUUUUUUUUAGCUCUGUCAAAUAGAUACAUGUUGGCAGACGCUAGGUUUUAACGCGUAGAGGGUUUUGUCUUUGCCUAGAGUGGGUUGACUAAAAGUCGGGACAUUGGUCUUGUAACAGAUGGACCAUUGUGUGCGAUCCAAGAUUCACCACUAAACAUGACCUCUAGCGUCACACGUAGAGCGGUGCGUGAGGGUGGGAGUUGUCUGCUGAAACGCAUUGUUGUGUUGGGGGAUGAGCCGUUCGUCCGUGCUGCUGCUGCUGCCGCCGCCGUUGCUGCUACUGCUGCUGAUCUUUGGUCGACUGCAGCUAGCGAGUGACUAUAAUCCAUGAAUGGCCUACUACGAAAAUAGGACCGUAUUCUGUUGAAUUUCCUUGCGAACAUUCACAGUCACAGGAGAUCAGAUUUCCUCUUUUCUUAGCAACGGAAAAGAGCCUCGUGUUGGAUGAGAACAUUGUGUGCAGGAUUAGAGCCACUUAGCAGGCCCUGUCGCCUCUGCUUUGUAGGGCUGCCUGUUAGCUCUCGUCUUCUUCGGCUAGCGAACUGGUUCCUGCAUCGGAGCAACACGGAGCAUCAAGAUGAAGAAGAAAGCUCGGCAGCAUCGCGCUGCGGUUCCACAGCGGCCUUCCUCUCCUAUCAAGCCCUCCCCCAACAAGCAAAUCCUGACGUAUGCACAGGCCCAGCGCAUGGUGGAGUUUGAGAUGGAUGGCCGCAUCCACCGUCUCAGCAUAUAUGACAAGCUGGAUGUGAUCCCUGAUGAUGACCCCAUGGUACAGGAGAUGAUGGAAUGUACAAGCAAUAAAGAGAAUACAGAGAAACCACAGCCGGUCCUCCUGAGGUCAGUGAGAUUAAAAAACAACCAGGAGAAGAGAAACGCCGCCCUGGGUAUCACCAGUCAUGGCGAGGGGAAUGGGCAUCAGGCAUCUCGUAACACUGGUCCAAAGCUUCCAGAGCCCAGGUUUCGUACUGUGGAGUACAAUAUUCCCGCUGUCCCUAAGCGUCCCGUUGCCUAUUACAAAUACACAGAAAAGACAGACGAAGAGCUGGACGAGGAAACGGAGUACGACAUGGACGAGGAAGAUUACGCGUGGCUGGAACUGGUCAAUGAGAAACGGCGAAGUGAAGGGAUCAGUCAGGUUUCGCACAAUGUUUUUGAAUUCCUUAUCGACCGGUUUGAGAAAGAAUCGCACCUGGAGAGUCUGGAUCAAAGCAGCGAAAAGUAUGCCGCUAUCGACGAGGAUGCCGUCUGCAGCAUUUGCAUGGAUGGGGAGGGCCACAACAGUAACGCAAUUCUGUUUUGCGAUAUGUGUAAUAUCGCGGUGCAUCAGGAGUGCUACGGUGUGCCCUAUAUUCCUGAGGGCCAGUGGCUGUGUAGACACUGCCUUCAGUCACCCACUCGGCCCGCAGAGUGCAUCCUCUGUCCCAACCGGGGUGGAGCAGUGAAAAAGACAGACGAUGACCGCUGGGGCCACGUGGUUUGUGCCAUCUGGGUCCCAGAGGUUGGCUUUACCAACACCACCUUCAUUGAACCUAUCGAUGGCGUCAGCCACAUUCCUCCAGCCCGCUGGAAGCUUACGUGCUACCUCUGCAAGGAGAAAGGUGUUGGGGCAUGCAUCCAGUGCCACAAAGCCAACUGUUACACAGCCUUCCAUGUCAGCUGUGCCCAAAAGGCCGGCCUCUGCAUGAAGAUGGAACCGGUCAAAGAGGUUACGGACACCGGAGAACCCACGUACUCUGUGAAGAAGACCGCCUUCUGUGGAGCUCACACACCGAACGGGUGUGUGAGGAGGCCGCUCACAAUCUACGAUGACGCCGCACCAAAAAAUGGCCUGUGUAAGAAAUCGGGCAAAGUCAAAGCUGCUGAUAAAGGGUCUUCCAAAGGGAAGCACAAGAAAAAGAGCAAGAGUAAAAAGGUCGAGCCAGAAGAGGAAAGUGAAGCUGUGACCCCUGCUCCUGUGCCUACUUUUCCUGCUCACAGGUUACAAACCAUUUUAAACCAAGUGUCUGUUCAGAAGAAGAAAGCUUUUGUGGAGCUGGCCUUAAAUUACUGGACACUGAAGAGGCAAUCCAGAAACGGGCUUCCCCUCCUCAGACGACUCCAGAUGAGCACGCAGUCUCAGAAGAAUGCUCAACCGGUUUGUUCAUCUAGACAGAAUGAGGAGGAGAGCAGGGCAUUAAAGGACCAGCUAAAGGAAUGGCACCGUCUCAGACAUGACCUGGAGAGGGCCCGUCUCCUGCUGGAGUUGAUCCGCAAGAGGGAGAAACUAAAGAGAGAAGAGAUAAAGCUACAGGAGACACUCUUAGAGAUGCAACUGACUCCCUUCAGUAUUUUGCUGAGAACUCUCCUGGAUCAGCUUCAAGCAAAAGACCAGGCCAGGAUCUUUGCCCAGCCAGUGGACAUCAGUGAGGUGCCAGAUUAUCUUGACCACAUCAAGCAUCCAAUGGAUUUCUCCACUAUGCGGCAGCGCAUCGACGCACAGACGUACAACAACAUCGAGCAGUUUGAAUGUGAUUUCAACCUCAUUAUUGACAACUGCAUGAAGUACAAUUCAAAGGAAACGUAUUUCUACCGAGCUGCCAUUCGCCUCAGAGAUCAGGGCGGAGCUCUGCUCCGAAAGGCCCGGCGUGACGUGGAGAAGAUUGGCUUUGACACAGAGUGCGGCAUGCAUCUGUCGGAAGCCCCAGAGAUGAAAGCACCGCCACCCUUUUCCUGGGAUGAUGUGGACCGUUUACUUAUACCAGCCAACCGGAAGCACCUGCCUCUGGACAAACAGCUGCAGCAGCUCCUGGAAAAGUUCGACCUGACCUGUGCCAUGAAGUCCAGCCCUUCCCGUAGCAAGCGCCUCAAACUCCUCAAAAAGACCAUCAAUGACGUGCGCAGCGAAAUGAGCCUGAAAAAAGUCCUGCCCUCCCACCACCAUCACAGUUCUUCCUCCACGCCGUCGUCGUGGCCAACGUCGUCGUCAUCCACCCCACCGCUUCCAGAGACGCCCAAACUGGAAGAGGAGAGGCCGAAGCCUAACGGACAUAUUCCAGAUGACGAGGGAGACAAGCGUCUUCCUCCUAAACUGGAGCCCUCGGACUCCAUACCUCUGCUCAUACACUCAGACACAGACCCUGAGCCUCCCACCCUCAAACCAAUCGACGCUGCAUCAGACUGCGAGUACACAACUCACAACAAGAGAUGCAAGCUUGACGGAGAGAUCCCUGACCUGCUGCCGUCCGCCCCUCGCCUCAACGGCCACUCCCACGAAAGCCUCCAGAACUCUUUACUAGAUGGAGACAUGAGCGUGGUGGCUACCUCCACCCUUGCGGAGCCCACGGGGACAGUCAGCCGGCGGACGGCUGUGCUCUUCCGCAAGUCGAAGACCAGCAGUCCGCAAAAGCCUCACAGGACCGUGGAUGAGGCGGCAGACGGUGUCAUCAGGAAAAAUCGCGAGGGAGAGGAAGGUGAAGAAGCAGCACAGCUGGGCUCAAAGUCCUUCCUGUCGGUGGUCAUACCUCGGCUGGAGACGCUGCUACACUGUAACAAAAGGAAACGUAGCGAAAGCAGGGAUGGUGAGGAGGAGGUCGGAGGUCAGGGUGAAAAAGAAGAGAAAGAAGAGUCAUCUCUGAAACGACUCAAUACCGGUCUUUCAAGUGCUUUUCUGGAGGUGGAGAAGGAGUUGGAAGACACCCGGAGAACAAGUAGACCUGUGGAGCCACGGAGACGCUGUGCUUCCGAGUCCUCCAUCUCCUCAUGUAGCAGCUUGCCAGGAAGCACCAGCACCAUUCUAAGUCUUCCAAAAUGUGGGAAGGGAAAACCCGCUUUGGUCCGGAGGAACACUGUGGACGAUAAGAGCGAGCUAAUAGCGUGCAUCGAAACCGGGAACUUUGCAAAAGCAGCACGAAUCGCCGCCGAGGUUGGCAACAGCAAUAUCUGGAUGCCCGCUAGUGCUGCAACAGUUGCAUUGGAACCCUUAAAGCUAGUUUGGGCCAAAUGUAGUGGAUACCCUUCCUACCCGGCCUUGAUCAUCGACCCCCACAUGCCUCGCGUGGGCAGCCAGCACAACGGGGUGUCCAUCCCCAUACCCCCCACGGACGUGCUCCGCAUCGGGGAGCAGAUGCAGUACAAAGCCGAAGAGAAACUCUACCUCGUCCUCUUCUUCGACAACAAGCGCAGCUGGCAAUGGCUACCUAGAUCCAAGAUGGUUCCCCUGGGGAUGGACAAGACCAUAGACAAGAUCAAAAUGAUGGAGGGACGCACGUCCAGCAUCCGCAAGGCCGUCCAGAUCGCCUUCAGCCGCGCCAUGAACCACCUGAGCGUGGUGCGGGACGAGCCGGUCAGCGACCUCAGCGACGUGGACUGACGACACUCUCUUCCCGGCUCCCGCUCGCCCCCCCCCUCCUCCUCUCUCUCCGCUCCCUCACACGCGCACAACCCCCCGUACCUCUCCUGUACCAAAUACUCCUCUUCUGUCUCUGCAGGAGGCUGAGAUGUUUACUGGGCACCUGCUGUAACAGGUGGUGACUGUUCCUCAUCUAUUCCUAGGCGUACACACUCCUCCCACCAUGUGCCGACGAGAUAAGGCUGCUGCUGAAAUGAAUGUGUCUACUUGUCUCCACCUCCAGACUUGUGACUGUGCUCACAGACUGCUCCCUUUUUUAUUUGUGUGUUUUUUUUGGGUUUUUUUAAAAAAUAAAUCACUCCCGUCUUCACUCCUCCAAUCAUGGCCGCAGAUAUUGUUUAUAACUUCAGGGCUUAAACACUAGUGAUUGAAUUUUAGGGACACGUUGGUCACGCGUCCCCAAAAUGUGCCCUGAGGAGCUGCGACCCACUGGUUGAACGUCACAGAAAACAGGGUUUACUCUUGUUGGCUAAAGCAGUUUGUUUGUUUGUUUUUUGUUUGUUUUUUUCACGGUCCGUAGUUUGGCAAUUAUUAUUUUCCAAUUUUCAUUGAUUUAAAAAAAAAAAAUCAAGCUGACGUGCGGAGGUUUCCCGCCUGCGUGAAGGCUUUUCAGUUUCAUGGAAAAAAAAAUCAACUGUAGCCAAAGCAUAUGUCCACUUCAAGGUCACAUAAACGUUUUAAAGUCAUCAUCAGACACGAUCAUCGCUCAUUUAUUUAAACUGUAAAUAUUGUGUACAGUUGCCUGACACUAACUUAUUUUGUAGGUUUGACAUAAAAGGGUCCUGUACAGGAGGAUUGUUUUUGUUUUGUUUUUUAAAUUUAGUAUUUAUACUUGAUUCAUUCCUGGCACUAGGAUGUGAGUGCUGUUUUUUUUCCAGUGCAGUUUGAUCAAGAAGAGUAAAAGUGUAAAAGCCUUAGUAUUAUGAGGAGAUUAGGGCUACAUCAUCAUGUUUCUGAGAAGUAUGAAAGUAUUCCCUGGUUAAUUUGUUUUUUUUUUUAAGUUAUUGAUAUUUUUAAACACAAAGGUUCCACCUGGCAUUAAUUCUUUAUGUAUGAAAGUAGUUUUUAGUAUAUUUUUGUCCAUAUAUAUUUAUAUCGUUUGAACACUUAGCGCUGACGGUAUGUAAGUCUCCGGAGCUCGUGCAGGCAGCCUCACGCAGAAUUGGAACAUAUAGUUCUCAAGAAACCAAAAAAAAAAAUUGCUACCCAGAUUUUGUUUCCUUUCUUUGUUUUGUUUUGUUUGUUUGUUUUUGUUUUGCUCAAUAAUUUCCUGUGUGACGUGUGAAAUUGCCAAAAAAAAAAAAAAAA
Molecule: messenger RNA, 6071 nt
Organism: Cynoglossus semilaevis (tongue sole)
Lineage: Eukaryota; Metazoa; Chordata; Actinopteri; Pleuronectiformes; Cynoglossidae
Gene: brd1a
Product: bromodomain containing 1a
Exons: 13
Coding region: 954-4724 (1256 amino acids)
Biological process (GO): regulation of transcription by RNA polymerase II
Molecular function (GO): protein binding
Source: RefSeq, a predicted model, not a curated record